Molecule: messenger RNA, 1518 nt
Organism: Propithecus coquereli (Coquerel's sifaka)
Lineage: Eukaryota; Metazoa; Chordata; Mammalia; Primates; Indriidae
Gene: DNAL4
Product: dynein, axonemal, light chain 4
Exons: 4
Coding region: 248-565 (105 amino acids)
Biological process (GO): microtubule-based process
Cellular component (GO): dynein complex
Molecular function (GO): dynein light intermediate chain binding; dynein intermediate chain binding
Source: RefSeq, a predicted model, not a curated record
GGGCAGGACUUCCUUGCUGGUUGCUAAGACACUCUUGUUUCGCUCCUUGACAACCCUGGCGGGGGUUCGCUGGUUGCGGCCCCGGCUCCGGCCCCCGCGGGAGCAGCACCCCUUGGGGAAAGACAUUUUCUGCUCCCGCCAAGCUGGCAGGGCCUGCGUCCUGAACCUCCUGGGUGUGUCUUAAUCUCCAGUCCCAGCACCUCCCAAAAGCCCCACUCUCUCCUCCGGUGGUCACGGUGGAAGGAUCAUGGGAGAGACAGAAGGGAAGAAAGAUGAGGCUGAUUAUAAGCGACUGCAGACCUUUCCUCUGGUCAGGCACUCGGACAUGCCAGAGGAGAUGCGAGUGGAGACCAUGGAGCUAUGUGUCACAGCCUGUGAGAAAUUCUCCAACAACAACGAGAGCGCCGCCAAGAUGAUCAAAGAAACGAUGGACAAGAAGUUCGGCUCCUCCUGGCAUGUGGUGAUCGGUGAAGGCUUUGGGUUUGAGAUCACACACGAGGUGAAGAACCUCCUCUACCUCUACUUCGGGGGGACCCUGGCUGUGUGUGUCUGGAAGUGUUCCUGAUGCUCUGUCCCCAGCUCCUGUCCCCGUCCCCUGCAGGGCCUUUUCCUGCCACUCAUCUGGGACGGGGAGCAGCCCCAGGCAGGUCCUGGGUUUUCCAAGGAGAGUUUGGGGUCUUUUCUUUUUGUCCUGUGUGCCAGUUUCCUGAGCCACGCCCAGUGUGUGAACUUGUUGACAUCUCUAUCCCCAGGCUCUCAGCCAUCUCACGCCGAGUCCCGAGGUGUCCACGGGCCAGCAGGUGGCAGUCUCUGGGGGGAAUGUGGGAUGAGGAAGUGUGACAGGGUAAAGGAGGUGGGGAGAUGGGAUUUUUCCCAUAAGGGUGUGCCAGGCCCCCCUUCCUCGAGGACUGCCCUCCCCUCAAAUCCCGGAGUCCCACUGCCCUUCCAUCCCAGCACUGCUGAGGAGUGUCCGCUGCCCUUAUCAUCAGUGGCCAUAUGAAAAUGGCCCCAAGAAGGAGCCUCUCCUCGCAAGGGACACGGGCAGCUUCUCUCCUUGUCCUCCGGGGAAGUGCUGACCCAGGCAGAAGCCCCUCCCCUGCUUGGCCCCAGGCUGAACAAACCACUCCGGCUUUGGCAUGGAGACCCAGCAGCCUUUGUCCCCUCUCCACCCCCCAGGCAUGAACCUUUCUCAUUGCCUCAGCCCGCGCAGUUGAUAGCCAGGGGCCAGCGGGUGGGAACUGCUGCCAGGCAGUUUCUGGAGGUGUCCCUGGGCCUCUGGCGAGACGCCUGGGCCAGGGGUGCUCUCGCCGCGAGGCUGCUUCCGCAGGGAACCUGGCCCGCCAGCUACUCGUCAUCAGGGACCGCAUGCUGAUUUGUACUUCUUAUCUCUGCUGGCUUUUCUAUAUUCUUUUUGAGUGUGGGGAGAAGGGUUUUAGUAGAAGGGUGAAUCGUAUUUUACACAGCAGUCUUAUUUAUAUAAAUGUCUUGGUUUUUACAAUUAAAACUUCCAAAAACUGA